AUUUUAUUCCACAUUCUCAUAGUUGUACUCUACACACUUUCAAAUUUCUCUCAAAAAACACUAUUAUCUUCAUUCAUUUCUUCUUCAUUGUUUUUCUAUCUGCUUGAAAUUUUUCAUAAUGGCCGCUGAACAAAUUCUUGUUAACGGGGUCACUGAGAUCAUUAAGAAGGUACUACCUGUUAUUGCUCAACAGAUUUCUUCGGCAUGGGGUGUUAGGGAUGACUUAACAAAGCUUAAGGAGACCUUGGAGUCAAUUCAAGCUCUGAUUACUUCUGCUGAGGAAAAACAAGUGAAUGAUCCUACAGUCAGACUUUGGCUGAGAAGGCUUAAAGAUGUUGUAUAUGAUGCAGACGACGUUAUCGAUGAGUUCGCUUAUGAAACCAUGCGCCGUCAUGCAGCGGGAGGCCAAUUUAAACUGAAAGUACGAGCUCUUGUUUCAACCUCCAAUCCACUUUUAUUUCAAUUCAAGAUGGCUCGUAAAAUUCGAGCCAUCAAUGGAAAGUUGGAUGAAAUUCACAAAGACAGUGAUAGGUAUAUGUUGCGAAAUACUACUAUUACUACCCAAGACAAUCGGACUACGGUUUUCCAAAGUAACCGAUUAACCUCAUCCGACGGUGGUAUUGAUUCAAUAUUUUUAGGUAGGGAGGCUGCAAUAUCAGACAUAAUGAAGAUAAUGAUCAACAAGCCGUCACCACCGUCAUCAUCAUCUGGGAUUUCGCCUCAACCAGAGAACAUUUCCACUUUAUCCAUCGUGGGUAUGGGGGGCCUGGGUAAGACCACGGUAGCUCAAAUGGUCUACAAAGACGACUCCAUUGAGAGAAACUUUGAGCUAAGAGCUUGGGUUUGUGUCUCUGAUCCUUUUGAUAUCUUUAAGAUUCUAAAAGAUGUCAUCGAGUCCAUUACCGGAAAGAAAUGUGAGGAUCCAUCAAAUGUUGAUGCACUGCAAAAACAAUUCAAGGAAAAAUUGAUUGGUAAGAAAUAUUUGCUCGUGCUCGACGAUUUGUGGAACGAGGAUACCGAAGAUUGGGGGAAAUUGAAACGGUUCCUUGACUGUGGCGGUUCGGGUAGCAAAAUAUUAGUCACUACACGCAACCAAAAGGUUGCAUCUGCUGUUGGAGGUGCAGUUUACAGUUUGAAAAAAUUAUCAGAUGACGUUUGCUGGUCCAUUAUCGAGAAGAAAUUGUUGUCCCAAUGCGGAGCAGUAUUGACUCCAGAAAUGACAAGUAUUGGCAAGCAAAUAGCGGAAAAAUGUGAUGGCUUACCCCUUGCGGCGAACUCACUUGGAAGUUUAAUGUGCUCGAGAAGAGAUGAAAGCUAUUGGCUGUCAAUAGUAAACGACAUCAAUCGUUUGCGAGGUACAUCUGAACAUAAAAAAGUCAUUUCAAUAUUGAAGUUGAGCUAUGAUAAUUUGCCUUCUCCAUUGAAACAAUGUUUUUCAUACUGCUGUAUUUUUCCGAAAGACUGGGAGAUAAAUAGAGAAAUGCUAAUUCGGUUAUGGAUGGCGGAAGGAUUCCUUUUGCCAUCCAGUGGAGGAGAAAAUAUAUCUCUUGAAGAGAUAGGAAAUGAAUAUUUUGAGUAUCUAGUCUGGAGUUCGUUUUUUCAGGAUUUCAAGAGGAGUAAAAAAUGGGGUAACAUUAAGACUUGUAAGAUGCAUGAUCUGGUGCAUGAUCUUGCAUUGAGUGUCCUAGAUAGUAAUGAAUUUGGAAUUGCAAAGGUAAAAAAAGAGAAGGAAGAAGUUUCAGAUGUUCGUCGUUUACAGCUACAGUUUGAUGGAGGACGAAGAAUGACAUCUCCAAAUGUGUUAUUAAAUGCGAUGAAGUUGCGAACUAUUGUUGCUCUUAAACCGAGGAAUCUUUCACAUGUUAAUUCUUUCUUUCGUCAUAAGCGUCUACGAAUAUUAUGUCCCCUAGGUUGGUGGAAUAGAUGCUCACUCUCUCGUGGCUUCGAGUUUCGCCAUGUUGUACGCCAAAUAUGUUUUGCUUCUCCGAUUUCCCAGGUGAAGCAUCUAAGGUACCUUGAUCUCUCAGAAAUUGAUUUAUCUCGUGAGGUGUCUUUAAGUCAUUCUUACAAUCUACAAACACUCAUACUGCGUGAAUGUAGAAACGUUCCCAAUUGGUUUCUUAGUAAAAUUGGGUCAUUGAAGAGUUUGAGGCAUCUUGAUAUGUCGUACUCGGAUAUUAAAUUUAUACCCGAAAAUAUCGGUUUCUUAGGACAUCUAUGUUUCCUUGAUGUUUCAAGUACACAAAUCUCAAAACUACCAGAUUCAAUCACUCGCAUCAGCAGUUUAAAGACGUUGAAGUUUGAUUGGUGUACGAAAUUAAAUGCCUUACCUAGAGAGCUAGGAGAACUGACCCGAUUAAGUUGUCUUGAUUUGAUUGGUACUAAUAUCAAAGAAUUGCCAAAAUCAUGCAUUACGAACCUUUGCAAUUUGGAGAUAGCGAGACUUGGUUUUAAGUGUGAGCUUCCCAAAGAAAUUAAGAAUUGGCCGAAAUUGAGGAUUUUUACACACUCUAGAGAAAAUGAUGCAAUGCCUAGAGGUAUAGAAAAGCUCACCAGCCUUGAAGUAUUAGAGGAUUACAUGGCUGGUAAUGGAAGUGGUAUUCAAGAGUUGGGAGGCUUAAACUCCCUUAAGGUGUUAGGUAUAAGACAUCUGGAGAAUGUCAAAGGUGGAAAAGAAGGCGCGGAAAGAGCGAAGUUAAAGGACAAGCAACACCUUCAAGAAUUGAAUCUAUAUUGGGGUACUACUGGAAUUGAUUAUGAUGAUGAUGAUGAUGAUGAUGAAGAGCGAAAUAGCAGAAGUGUGAACCAUACUACGGUGUUUGCGGGUCUCCAGCCUCACUCAAAUUUGAAGAAGUUGAGCCUAGAAGGAUUCUCAGGUUUAAAUUAUCCAAAGUGGAUGAUGGGUUAUUCCAAAUUGUCAAACUGCCUUCCGAAUUUGGUGGAAUUAAAUUUAAUAAAUUGUGAUCAGCUUCCUGCGCUGGGUAUGCUCCCAUUUCUUAGGGUUCUUGAGAUUCGGAGAAUGAAAUCAAUCAAGUGUCUGGGAGAAAUUUUUUAUUAUCAACAAGAAAACCAAGAUGAUGAAGAAGAAAGCAUUAGUAGUACAAAGAUAUCCUCAUCAUUAUUCCCAUCGUUAAUUAAAUUGUUCAUCGAAUUGGAAAACUUAGAAGAAUGGGUUGCUCCUCCUCUUUCUUCUACUACUUCUUGUUUCCCUUCACUUGAGAGUCUGAUGAUGAUUGACUGUAAAAGAUUGAGAACCGCACCGAUAACUUGUUUUUCUUCUCUCAAGACAUUGGAAUUAUGGCGUACCGAUGAUAAUGUAGUAAACUCGUUCUUCAAUAGAGGAGGUGGUCUGACCUCUCUCACAGAGAUUCACAUACGGGAAUCUCCAGAUCUAAUAUAUCUACCACCACUAGGCGUACUACUCCAACACAAUACUCCGAAUCUUCAACUCCUAGAUAUUAGAUCCUGCUCAAGUUUUCAAGGUUUUCGUGAUGAGGAUCUAAAAAACAACAACAACAACAACAACAAUUCUCUUCGCUCGUUGCGCUUAAUCAAUUGCCCUGUUUUAACGUCUCUACCGGAUUUACGAUUAUUCACUUGUAUUCAGUCAUUGAAGUUGGAAUAUUGUCCUGGUUUGACGUCUCUACCAGAUUUACGAUUAUGUACGUCUCUCCGGGAAUUGACCAUCUACAAAUGCGAUAAACUGAAUAAGAAGUCGAUACCUUAUGAUCUUAAGAAGUCCCUGACGUUUCUUGAAGAUCUGAGAGUUGAUUUCAUUCAAAGAGAUGAGGGUGGUCCGGAUGUAUCUGGUUUGUGGGAGUCAAGUAAUUUGAUGGAGAAGGAGUAGAGCUGCUUGAUGUUUAUAAAAGUUCAUCUCUUUCAACACUAGGAACAGGUCUCUUCGCUUUCUGUUUGAUAAAUCAUUGCUAUGAUAUCUAUAGAUUAAACUGGUAAGAAAUUUUGAUGAAUGAGAUAUGUAGAUUAUAUGCAGACCCAAGGCGAUCAGAAAAAAAUAGUCCAAGCUGGUAGCUGCCGUCUUUUUCGACUUGGGCACCUUGAGGCCUAGCUCGCCUUUAACAACAUAGAUGUUGGUUCCAGUCUUCUACUUCGGAUUUUGUAGUUUCCUUUGAGAGAGUACGAAAUGAUGGAUGACGAGGUAUCAACUAGUGACCAGGCGCAUGCUUCACUUCGAAGAAUUCGAUUCAAAUUGUGAGUUUUUUUUGUGCUCGACAUCAUUUUUCCAUUAAAACCGAAAGUCCAGUUUCCAUUCUCUGUAAUUUUUCUAUCUUCUAAUUCAAAGCCUGUAGUUCCAAACAAUCUGGGGUAGGCUAAAUGUCCCAUUACAUGAUCACAAAAAUUCAUCAGGCUUCCAAAAUGGAGAAUAGAAAUGUUGCCUUGAUCAGAAAAGCACAAGCAUUGUAACUAUCUAGCAGAUUGGUUCACAGUCCUGUGUACAAAUUUCAGAAAAAUAAACAGAUACGAGGAUUCUAGAAACAGGAUUAUAGAUAUCCCGUUAGCCACAGUGCCACUACAGUUAUAGUGCUUGUGGACUUGGAUCUGAUGGAACGGGUAGGCUAGUACAAUUGGAGCAAAGAUUACUGGUGGAGGCUCUGUCUACAUACUAGGAAGGAACUGUCUACGAAGCAGCGAACAGAUUCUAGAGAUUCAGCAAAAGUACAAAGCUGUCAUAGAAUUCAUGCCAUUUGUCUUUGAAGGUUUUUCUCCAGGUGUUGGAGAAUUCGGGUAUCUGAAAAUUCGUCUACGUUUUCCACCAAUAUAAGCCUAGUUCUUUUUCCCCUUUAACAAUCUGAGGCACUUUUGAGUGUUCUUUUUCAUUCUAAUUUUACUACUCUUUGUAAUAAUUAAGAUUAUAUUCUUGUUACAGAUACUGGAAUAAUCUGAAUGAGUUGUAAGUUUUAACCCUUCAUUUUGGGUAACGGUUAUAUCUGUAAUAGAAAAAAAAAAUUACUCAAACAAA
Molecule: messenger RNA, 4978 nt
Organism: Papaver somniferum (opium poppy)
Lineage: Eukaryota; Viridiplantae; Streptophyta; Magnoliopsida; Ranunculales; Papaveraceae
Product: putative disease resistance RPP13-like protein 1
Exons: 4
Coding region: 119-3847 (1242 amino acids)
Biological process (GO): defense response to other organism
Molecular function (GO): ADP binding
Source: RefSeq, a predicted model, not a curated record